Gigantopelta aegis is the source of this 390-nucleotide messenger RNA. RefSeq names its product protein lifeguard 1-like. The transcript has 4 exons. The coding region runs from base 1 to 390 and encodes 129 amino acids. The record is from RefSeq and is a predicted model, not a curated record. Lineage: Eukaryota; Metazoa; Mollusca; Gastropoda; Neomphalida; Peltospiridae.
AUGCAAUCUCAGGCAACCUUGUCAUUAGCAGCCAUUGCUGACCAGAAUGCUGACAAAUGGAGUGAUAUAUUAGUAGUGAACAAAACCAGGACCGUAAAGGGUGGACCUCCUGGAGGGGGUUACCAACAGCCUCCACCUGCUGCAGGUUACUAUCAGGGCUAUGGUGGAAGACCGCCUCCUCAAACUGGUGGAUAUCAACAACCAUAUCAACAGAGUAGCUUACCACCUGGAGGAUAUCAACAAGCACCUUAUAAUCCAGGUCCUCCUCCACCCACCUCCUAUGGAGGAGGACCAUCAGCACCCGGUGGUUAUGGUGUCCCACCUCCUUCUAGGUCUCCACCUGGGAUUGACCCAACAAUAUGGGAGUGGUUUCAAAAAUGGUACAAUUGA